This is a messenger RNA of Phytophthora nicotianae INRA-310, 366 nucleotides long. RefSeq lists its product as hypothetical. The record is from RefSeq and is a predicted model, not a curated record. Gene Ontology annotation, biological process: cell wall (1->3)-beta-D-glucan biosynthetic process. The annotation marks the transcript as partial. Gene Ontology annotation, cellular component: cell wall. Gene Ontology annotation, molecular function: 1,3-beta-glucanosyltransferase activity. NCBI's taxonomy places the organism in Eukaryota, Oomycota, Peronosporomycetes, Peronosporales, Peronosporaceae. The transcript has a single exon.
AAGGCGUACACGAGCACCAAGAACUCGACGGUUGAGCACGACAGCUACGAGCCUACGCGUGACACUAUCCUGUCGUGCCCCAAGAACAUCUCGAGCGAACUGCCGCCCACGCCCAAGGUCCCCGUUCUCGAGUGCACGAUCACGCAGCCAGUGUGCAACGGCGUGAAGGCCAACAGCUACGAGCACUUCUCACCCAGCACCGCUGUAGGUGAGAAGCGGAAACCGUCGAACGAAGAGAACGCUGACACCGCUGCCGCCGUCACGGACGCCACGGCGGGAAGCAGCGGCGCUAGCGCGACGGCUUCAGCCGCAGCACUCGUCUUGUCCGUGGCCACGGUUGCCGCCACUGCCCUGUCCGUCUUCUAG